UGUAACUAUCUGCUUUAUUGUAGUGAUACGUGUUGUUGUGCAGCGUGAUGUAGAUAUAAGUGUAGCAUUUUGGUGAUGAAUGAAAAUGUUGAAUAAACGUUUCCCCUUUACAUGUCUGUCUUCGCUUCUGACUGUGCGCAUGCGCAGAGAAACGGCACAGUGAUCAGGGUGUUGCUUUAAUAUCGCUUGGCGGUAUAUCGGGGUAAAGAUAGUGGGAGGACCCCGGUGUCGGUGCUGGUGUCGGUGCGUUCUGCAGUGUGGAGGCUCGCCAUGCACCGGGGCGCGCUGCUGCUCUCCGCCGCCUCGGCGCUGCUCGUGCUCGGCCCGGGUUUGGGGUAUUUCCCGGAGGAGCGCUGGAGCCCCGAGUCUCCUCUGCUGGCUCCGCGCGUGCUGCUCGCGCUGGUGUGCCGCAACUCCGCGCACUCUCUCCCGCAUGUCCUGGGCGCCAUCGACCGCCUCCACUACCCCAAGGAGCGCAUCGCUGUGUGGGUGGCGACGGACCACAAUGUGGACAACACGACGGCCAUCCUGCGCGAGUGGCUCAUUAAAGUGCAGAGUCUGUAUCACUAUGUGGAGUGGAGACCACAGCAGGAGCCCAGCGGGUAUGAAGAUGAGGACAGCCCGAAGCACUGGUCCGACCUACGCUAUGAGCAUGUGAUGAAGCUACGACAAGCAGCGCUGGACACUGCGAGGCAGAUGUGGGCCGACUACUUUCUGUUGCUGGACUGUGAUAAUCUUCUCUUUAACCCUGAUGUCCUGUGGAAGCUGAUGAAGGAAAAUAAAACCAUUGUGGCACCAAUGAUGGAGUCCAGAGCUGCGUACUCCAACUUCUGGUGCGGAAUGACCUCUCAGGGCUACUACAGGCGCACACCGGACUACAUGCGCAUAAGGCGUCAGGAGAGGCGAGGCUGCUUCCCCGUCCCCAUGGUUCACUCCACCUUCCUGCUGGAUUUGAGGAAACAAGCUUCCAGCGAGCUGGCCUUCUACCCUCCACACCCCGACUACACCUGGGCCUUCGACGACGUCAUCGUGUUCGCCUUCUCCGCCCGCAUGGCAGAUGUUCAAAUGUACUUGUGUAACCGAGAGACUUACGGCCACUUCCCUGUCCCACUGCAUACCCAUAAUUCCUUGCGAGAUGAGGCUGACAACUUCCUGCACACUCUGCUCGAGGUCAUGGUGCAUGGUUCUCCGGUGGAACCCUCAGUCCAUCUCUCUGUCCCUCCUAAACGGCCUGAUAAACUGGGCUUUGAUGAGGUGUUCAUGAUUAACCUGCUGAGGCGUCUGGAUCGUAGAGAGCGAAUGUUGAGGACUCUGUGGGAGCAGGAGAUCACCUGCAAGAUCGUAAACGCAGUGGAUGGCAAGGCGCUGAAUGAGAGUCAGAUCCGUGCGUUAGGGAUCAGCAUGUUGCCGGGUUACAGUGAUCCAUAUCAUGGCAGGCCGCUCACUAAAGGAGAACUUGGCUGCUUCCUGUCCCAUUACAACAUCUGGACUGAGAUCGUAGAGCGAGGACUGCAGAGGUCUCUGGUUAUAGAAGACGAUUUACGCUUUGAGCUCUUCUUUAAAAGGAGACUUCAGAAACUGAUGCAGGAAGUGGAGGCAGAAGGACUCGACUGGGAUUUAAUUUACAUCGGGAGGAAGAGGAUGCAAAUGGACGAUCCCGAGAAACCGGUUCCCAACAUCCGCAACCUGGUCGAAGCUGACUAUUCCUACUGGACACUGGGCUACAUGAUCUCAUUACAAGGAGCCAAUAAGCUGCUGAGGGCGGAGCCUCUGAGCAAAAUGCUUCCUGUAGACGAGUUUCUGCCGGUCAUGUACAACAAGCACCCAGUGGAGGAGUACAUGUCCCACUAUGAGGUGAGGGAUCUACGGGCGUUCUCCGCCGAGCCGCUACUCAUCUACCCCACGCACUACACGGGCGAUCCGGGCUACAUCAGCGACACCGAGACAUCCACCGUGUGGAACAACGAGACCGUACGCACUGACUGGGACCGAGAGCGUUCGGAAAAGAACCGCGCCAUGCACUCACACGCUACCUCUCACCUCUGACCUCUCACGCAAAGGACAACUUUUUUCGCACCACUAGAUGGUGCUAGUGAGCAAAACGCACAAGGAGAGGAGUGUGUAAUGAGGAACGCACUCCACCUCAACAGCAAAAUCAGUGUAGCACAAACAAUGGAACUGAAGCGAUUUUGCUCUGAACAUCACAUACUCUUUACUUCAAACGGAAUCUCAUCGGGUAGCUAGCUGGGUUGCUCACUAGCCAUUUUAUUAACAGUUCUGCUAAAGGUGAGGCGAGACAGUUUUAACAUGUUGAGAUGUUUGAAUUAAAAUGAAAAGUCUCAUUUCUGUGGUUUAGAUGUGGUGAUGUGGAGGAUCCAAACUUUCAGGCCAAAACAGAAGUUGUUGUUGAUUAUUUCAAAGCAAUAGUUGGGCAAAAAAAAAAAUAUAUAUACACAAUGUUUGAUGUCUGAAGUUUUCACAUUUUCACCUUCAAACGUAAUGUUUGGCUCAAGUAAAGAAGCGAGCUUCAGACAGUAAACGUGUUCUGGCUGAUCGACUGUGUUUGGGGCAGAGACACUGUGUACGUUUAAGGUGACUCAGUAAUGUGGUAAAUAUGGAGACUAUAAGUAUUGAAAUGGGCUGUUGGGACAGUUUUGCAGUGUGUAAUGGGAUAAUUUAUUUUAAAUAUAUAAAGAUACAAUAUUAUUUCUGUAGAAGAGAUCAGUCAGAACUGAGAGUAUGACAAUUUCUGCGCUAUGUAUCAUUACAUAAGUAGUCAUGAAAUAUGUUUUGAGAUUUGAUCCAUAAUGUAUGAAGACUGUUUGCUUCUUUGGGUUCUGUUAUUGUUCCAGUGUGCUGCUGGUCGAAAACCAAAGGUCUGCUGGUUUUCAGGACUAUAUUAAUAUUCAUGGUAACGUUAAAGGGGUAGUCAGGUGGAUUGUGUUGAAAUCUAACACUCCGGUUUGUGCAAAAAAAGAAAAAAAAGCUAUUAUUACAAGUUAUCAAUCUUAACUUGUUUCUGAUUGAGGACUGAACUGAAAUACUUGACUUACAGCUUAGACGUGAUUCACUCGUAUACUGAAGCGCUUUUCAGAACCGUGACUGUUAUUUGAGUUCUUCCUGAGAGAACUGAUGUAUUUUACUGGUAAGAAUUUGGUCCUCUGUGUCUUCAUAUGCUAAUGUUGUUUCUUUUUCCUUUAUAAAACUAGACAUAAAAAAAUGCAGUUAUGAGAAGAGAGUAAGAAUGAUGGGCUAUAAACAGAUUAAAUCUGUCAUUUGAGUCUCAAAAAAACCCAACUUUAAAAGCAUUACUAUUUUUUAGAUGGUUUAGAUUCAUUGUGGGAGAGCUAGGCUUUUUUUUACUAACCAAAAGUCAUCUACUGGUGAAUUUGAUAUACAAUAAUGUUAAAGUUUUUUUUGUUUAAUCUCAUAACAAAUAUAUUGAGGCAACAAAGUUUUUUUUUUUUAACUUCUGCAUGACUGAUGAUUGUUAAUGUAAGUAAAAGUAACUUUGUAUUUAUCUUUUUUGCUGUUUUUUAAACCUAUCGUUUAAAGUUUAUUAUCUAAUUCCAUAUUUGUAGUUAAUUAUGUUUGAGACAUCGUCAUUUCAGAGAGGAAAUGCCGUAAUGUGGUUUUUAUUUGCAUAACCUGGAAGUGUCAAAUUUCUUUUUCUAAACUUAGCUGAUGUAUUUGUUAUUUUUUAACCCAUUAUUGUUCAGAUUUAUUGUUUUCAUCUGUUACUUUCAGGUUUAUUUUAUCAUCAUUUCAAAGAAGUGCCUUAAAACAUGGAUGUUUGCGAGUCGUAUGAAACUGUCUGACUAACACUUUGUUACACGGUGACGAUCUAAGAAACAAUUGCGGCUGAAGGUGACGUUUUCAGCUGAUCUGAAGUCAGUUUUAUAGGUUUUUAUGGUUAAAUUAAACACGAUGCAGGCUGCUUGUCAUUUGUAACACAUCAUAAUAUAAUCACUUACCUCUUCUCAUGGUUUAUUGUGAUAUAAAACUGAUUAUAUUAUAUUUCUCAGGACCAGGGUAUAUGAGGAGUAACUGAUGAUCAGUAAAUGAAAGACAGAUCAGUUGAGAUCAGCAGCUUCAGCUGUAUGUGUAUGUGUAAAAUUCUUUCUGCUUGCAGAUUAACUUAUUGCUCAUUUCCACUAACGGUGUGAUCACACAGAGUGUUACAGUGUUUAAUUACAGCCAAAAAUGUGAAAGAACACAGAGGAGAAACAUUUUAUUCUUUCUUUCUCAACCUCAUGCUUUGAUUGUAUUGGAGAGCCGAGGAAUUAAUGGUGGGAAGCUUUAUUUAAAAAAAAAAAUGUAAAAAGACUCUGAGACUGAAAAAAGCUCGUUACAGAUGUGUCUAUAAAACACGUACUCUGUCCUUCACUUUAUCGAGCCGUAUUUAUCAUGGUGUGUCUUUUGAUUGAGCAAUACAGAGAAAAAUUGUU
Molecule: messenger RNA, 4448 nt
Organism: Pangasianodon hypophthalmus (striped catfish)
Lineage: Eukaryota; Metazoa; Chordata; Actinopteri; Siluriformes; Pangasiidae
Gene: colgalt1b
Product: collagen beta(1-O)galactosyltransferase 1b
Exons: 12
Coding region: 271-2046 (591 amino acids)
Molecular function (GO): procollagen galactosyltransferase activity
Source: RefSeq, a predicted model, not a curated record